AAAUCCGUAGACCGUCUGGUAGAACUCAGUGAAGUCCAAUCAUUUGCUCUCUUUCUUUGGCUUUGAAUUUCGCACUCUUUUCUUUUGGGCGUCGAUGUGCUGGAGGGAAGUUUGGGGGCCAGGAUUUUUAUUUUGACUCGUCCUGGACUUUCUGGGGAAAAUUUUAUAUGUUGAGAAUGCCUGUGCAAUUAGCUCCUAUGGAAGUUGUUGGUUUGGUUGGGAACUGGUGGGAUGAAAUCAAUGAAUCUACUCGGUGGCAGGAUGGGAUCUUCUACGCUCUCUGUGCUGCUUAUGCUCUUGUCUCCUCUGUUGCUCUGAUUCAAUUGAUAAGGAUAGAAUUGAGAGUGCCCGAGUAUGGUUGGACGACGCAGAAAGUUUUCCACCUUAUGAACUUUAUUGUGAAUGGAGUGCGCGCAAUUUUGUUUGGAUUUCACAGGCAAGUGUUUAUUUUUCAUCCCAAGGUGCUAACAGUGAUAUUAUUAGAUUUCCCGGGACUUCUUUUCUUUUCUACAUACACCCUGCUUCUCCUAUUUUGGGCAGAGAUAUAUUAUCAGGCAAGAAGUUUGCCAACCGAUAAGCUCAGAACUGUCUAUAUUUCAGCCAACAGUGGAAUUUACUUCAUUCAGGUUUGCAUCUGGGUAUACCUCUGUGUAACGGACAACAGCAUUGUUGAGCUCAUUGGGAAGAUCUUUGUUGCAGUGGUAUCAAUUAUAGCUGCAUUGGGUUUCUUGUUAUAUGGAGGAAGAUUAUUUUUCAUGCUGAGACGUUUCCCCAUUGAGUCUAAAGGGAGAAGAAAGAAGCUCCAUGAGAUUGGAUCAGUUACAGCCAUAUGUUUCACAUGCUUCCUUAUAAGAUGUUUUGUGGUACUUCUUUCAGCUUUUGAUUCAGAUGCAUCACUCGAUGUUUUGGACCAUCCAGUUUUGAACUUGAUCUAUUACAUGCUGGUUGAGAUUUUACCCUCAGCUCUAGUGCUCUGCAUUCUGCGGAAGUUGCCUCCCAAGAGAAUAUCAGUGCAAUAUCAUCCAAUUCGUUAACUGCAAUGUUUCUUUGUUCUAGUGUGUUCAUCCAUGGUUCAAAGUUGGUGAUAUUGGAGCUAAGCAAGGCAGAGAAGAGCCAGAAAAACAAAAAUGGAUACAUUCUGGUAUGGCUCAUGAUAGCGGCAAUUCUUUUCACAUGUCGUAAGGGAAGGCAUUAGAUUUAUGGCUUGAGGCUUUGGUUAUUUGAUACCUUUAUGAAGUUUAUUUAUCUGAAAUUUUGGGGAAGGGAAGUUUCUUUAGUUCGUGGUAGUUGCCUUGUCUGGUUUUAGCCCUAGUUUAAUGUUUAAAAUGCUUGGAGAACAAUUGAUUGAAAUGAAUUUUUUACGUGCAUUCUUUUC
Molecule: messenger RNA, 1375 nt
Organism: Manihot esculenta (cassava)
Lineage: Eukaryota; Viridiplantae; Streptophyta; Magnoliopsida; Malpighiales; Euphorbiaceae
Product: tobamovirus multiplication protein 1
Exons: 11
Coding region: 168-1034 (288 amino acids)
Cellular component (GO): plant-type vacuole membrane
Source: RefSeq, a predicted model, not a curated record